AGAUGCAGUUAUCCAGAAGUGCUUGUACGAUUGGGGCCAAAAGAAAGUCACACAGUACCAAUAUGUCCAAAAGAUGCUUCGGAUACACCAAAAUCUGAUGUCUUCGUUUGUGAUGGUCUGGUAUGCAAUCGAUGUCGAUGCGACGUCAAACGGGGCUAUAGGUUAUCGAACGAUACGGCGCAAGCGGAAUGUGUAAUGUUCUGUCCGCGAAUACGUACACGUGGAUCAUUGGCCGCUUGCCUGCUUCUUAAACAACAGAAAGGAGGAUCAGUGAUAUUGGACUGUGUUUUGACAAUUGAUUUUAUCGAUAAUUAUCGAUUGUCGAUGAUUGAUGCUGAUUUUUAUGAACUGAAUAAAUUUUGA
Gongylonema pulchrum is the source of this 363-nucleotide messenger RNA. The record is from the annotation of a GenBank genome assembly. Lineage: Eukaryota; Metazoa; Nematoda; Chromadorea; Rhabditida; Gongylonematidae.